Scedosporium apiospermum is the source of this 1098-nucleotide messenger RNA. RefSeq lists its product as uncharacterized. The record is from RefSeq and is a predicted model, not a curated record. Bases 1 to 1098 code for a protein of 365 amino acids. Lineage: Eukaryota; Fungi; Ascomycota; Sordariomycetes; Microascales; Microascaceae. The transcript is spliced from 2 exons.
AUGAGUCCGAGGGACUCUCCAAGCGAUCGACGUCAGUCACGAUCUUCGAUCGAGCCAUCUACGCCCCUAAGAAGUAGCUUCAACCAACCAGACUCCCUCGACAUUGGCGUGUUUGCUAGCGGAGGUGUCGGUGGUGAGUCGGGCUUGGGCAACCUCGCGGACGAGCUGGCCGAUGCAUUUUCGGAUUCGGGGGACGAGGGCGACUACUACGAUGACGGGGAGGCCGGCAUAACAUUCUCUGUCCACGAGCACGAGGAGGAUGUACACCCAGAGGAUAUCCGAGACAGCGGAGUCGAUGUGGUUGACUCUAUGCCAGACAAAGCGAGUAUGAACUUGGGGCUCCCCUUGCCGUAUCGGAGGGGACACCGCCGGGCAGGAAGCGAGUACGAUGGGAGUGAAUAUGGAUCCGAGUCGGACCUUGACUCACCGGGGAUGCCAACGAGCCUAGUGUCUAAAAUCAGCGCCGUGGAAGCUCUUGCCCGCAGAGGUACGGAGACAACGGGCGGCCCCUCUGAUGGUGUAUUCCAGCGUGUCACCGAUGGGCUGAGGGACCUCGGCCCUCAGACGGGCGUGGAGAGUAGCGCAACGAGGUUGAUCACCGCCCAUUCCGCUCUUACUACUCACCUUACGCAUCAAACGCGGCAACUUCAAACCCUAGCCUUUCCGCUACUUUCGCCCUUCGUCGCCCCGCCAGACCCGGAAACAAUCGACUCUCUCUUGCCCUUACUUAUAUCCCUAUCUGAGGACAUGCCCCGGCCCUCGACUGCCGCAUUCAAUUCGCUGACCGCGCUUCAUUCAUUGACCUCGGACCUGAUAAAUACACUAAAUUACCUAUCCGACACCUUGCAUAUGUCCCGUCAAACAACAACUACCGCCACGCGUCGACUAAAAAGCGCGAAGGAGUUGGUCGCUGAGAUGCGACGAGAGGAUGAGCUUCGCGAAGAGGGAGAGCAGUGGAUCCAGCGAGGGAAUUGGAGUCAACGCCUAGAGAACAGGGAAUGCGCGACCGUCUGCGGUGAGGUCGUGGGUGGGUUCGAGGAGGUUUGUAACGGCUGGCGAGCGAGGCUGCUGGCACAAGCGGAAUCUGCUCAGGCUUAA